This is a messenger RNA of Debaryomyces tyrocola, 2736 nucleotides long. NCBI's taxonomy places the organism in Eukaryota, Fungi, Ascomycota, Pichiomycetes, Serinales, Debaryomycetaceae. The record is from the annotation of a GenBank genome assembly.
AUGAUGUCCGAUAACGAAAGUUUCCGCUCAGUCUCACCAUCCAGAGAAAUUCUCCAUAGAGCUGCUAAUACGGGUCAAGUGUUGAAUGAUCACCGAAACCAAUUACCAUCGUUGCCUAUUCGUGGGACUGGUGGUGGUAUGGGGCAGUCAUCAGCAGUAAGCGAUGACGACGAUGACGAUUAUCAAUCGUCACGGUCUAUGCAAGAUGCGCAGCAGCAGCAACAGCAACAACCCCAGCCAUUUCAUCCACAGUUACAAGGUAGUAGAAGUGUCGAUGAAAGCCAGUUUCCAAGGGCGAAGCAACCAGGUCCAUCGCAACCGUAUAGAAGUACCAAAAAUGCGCAUAUGAAUAACUUGAGAAGAGACUUCUAUUUGAAGAAUGACGAAUACGACAAUGAGCGUUUCUAUGUUCCGAGUCAGAAUCCACAACCACUGCAAAGUUCUUCGAUUCCAGUACGUAGAGGCGCAGGUGGGAUGGCUGCUGCACCUAAACAGAGUAAAGGGCGUUUCAGAUCACAUUCAUUUUCAGGACAAGCUAAAUCUGAUGGCCAGGAGGAGUUUAGAAGACACCAAUCGAUCGCGGCUGCACCUCCGUUCGGAGGAAUUUUGAUGAGACCUGAUAAUCUAUCUUCUAAAAAGACUAAAAGAAGCAACUCAACGGUCAAUGAUACGUUAGAGACGGAUCUUGCUGCGCCAAUGACGAAAUUGAAGACAAACGAGAGUGUGACUUCUGAAGCUCAAAAUAACAAUAAAAGAGAAAGAAGACCAUCACGUACUUCCAUAGAUAGCGAGGCUGAUUCGCAUGCGUCAAGGUCUUCACAAGAGACAGAAGAAGAUGUUUGCUUUCCUAUGUUGCGUGAACACGUUCGUGUUAAGGGUAUUGAUUUUGAUGAAAUUGAAGAGUUUAUUAGAGAUGAGAGAGAGAAUGAAAUGCUUGUAAAAGAACAACAGCAGAUGAUCGCAGAAAGAACAGCCAUGAGGGUUGAUACUGGACACGGGAGUGCGCGCGAUGUAGGUCCCAGUAAAAAUGCCUUGAAGUAUACUCCAUCAAACAUAUUAGGAAAAGCCACCUUCGGAAAGUUUGGUAAAAAGAAUACCUAUACAGGUGACAAUAUGUCUUCAUCUGGUAUUAAUAUUUCGGAGAGGGCGCAUUCAGAUUCUUCUACCGUUACAGAUGAGUCUGCCUCUAGGAGAUACAACGAAAAGACUUUGGGAGACGAGGAUACUUCGAGUGAAAAUGUUAAGUUUGGUGGUGCAAGAAUCAACGAUAGUGAUUCUGUAUUACCUGAAAGGUUUUCAUUCUUCUGUUCCGAAUCCGAAGAAACGAUUCAUGCUCCUGAUAUUCCUUCAUUGGUCAAACCUGGACAGAGUGUAAGCGAUUUGUUUAGAAAUGGUGAAGGUACAUGGUGGCUUGAUUGUGUUUGCCCUACUGAUGCUGAAAUGAAAAUGGUAGCUAAAGCAUUUGGCAUCCAUCCCUUGACAGCUGAAGAUAUUCGUAUGCAAGAAACCCGUGAAAAAGUGGAAUUAUUCAGAAACUAUUAUUUUGUGUGUUUCCAUACUUUUGAAGGUGACCAGGAAUCGGAAGAUUACUUGGAGCCGAUUAACUUUUAUAUCGUUGUUUUCAGAGAGGGUGUAUUAUCGUUUCAUUUUUCACCUAUUUUACACCCUGCCAAUGUGAGAAGAAGAGUCCGUCAAUUAAGAGAUUACGUUGAUGUCAGUGCUGAUUGGAUCUGUUAUGCAUUAAUUGAUGACAUUACAGAUGGAUUUGCCCCAGUUAUUACUGAUGUCGAAUACGAAGCCGAUGCAAUCGAAGAUUCUGUAUUUGCUACUAAAGAAGUUGGUUUUAGUAGCAUGAUUCGAAGAAUUGGUGAAUCGAGAAGAAAGGUAAUGACCUUGAUGAGAUUAUUGUCAGGAAAAGCAGACGUUAUUAAAAUGUUUGCUAAGAGAUGUCAAGACGAGGCUGCCAAUAGCCAAAUAAAUAUAUUCCAAGCACAUCCCAACAUUAAUGGAAUGGGUAAUUAUUAUUCACAAACAAGUGGACAUACUGCACAAGGCCAUACAUAUAAUGGAUCAUACACACAUAGUCACGAUAACGAAAGCCCUUACCCACAGGGUUAUAAUAAUAAUUCAAAUUCGCAGGGAUAUAAUCAAGGCGGCCCAGGUGUGACGUUUGGCCCUGGCCCUGGCCCUGGUACAUCCAACAAUAUGAUUGAUCCGGGUGCAAUUUAUAUGAAGACUCAGCCAGAUAGAACUCAACCAAGGGCUGACAUAGCGCUAUACUUGGGUGAUAUUCAAGAUCACGUCGUCACUAUGUUCCAAAAUUUAGUGGCGUACGAAAAAAUUUUUAGCAGAUCUCAUUCUAACUAUUUGGCGCAAUUACAGGUUGAAUCCUUCAAUUCUAAUUAUAACGUGACUGCUAUGUUGUCUAAUGUCACGAUGAUAGGUACAGUCUUCUUCCCAUUGAAUUUGAUUACCGGGUUAUUCGGUAUGAACGUUAUUGUUCCAGGUCAAGGUGAGGAUAACCCAGGCCUUGGCUGGUUUUUCGGUAUUUUUGGGGUUAUGUGUGCUAUAGUUAUUCUAGCUGUAAUUGGUGCGCGUGUUUGGAUCCUGAGAGUUACCAGAAAAACGCCAUUUGAUGAGGAAAACACAAAAAAAUCCAUUAAAAGCUAUGGAUUAAAGACGAGGACAAAAGAAGCUGCAAAAUCGAUUAUCAGCUUCCCAAAUAAAUACGAUUAA